This is a messenger RNA of Cucumis melo (muskmelon), 2239 nucleotides long. RefSeq lists its product as uncharacterized. The record is from RefSeq and is a predicted model, not a curated record. The transcript has 16 exons. Lineage: Eukaryota; Viridiplantae; Streptophyta; Magnoliopsida; Cucurbitales; Cucurbitaceae. Gene Ontology annotation, cellular component: AP-5 adaptor complex. The coding region runs from base 105 to 1811 and encodes 568 amino acids.
UAUAGAUUAACUUUGUCCGAAAACUCAACAUUUUGAAAAACCAUUUACCAAGCAUCAUCUUCAUUCCUCCCUUCUAUUUUCUCUCGGAAUUUGAUUCAGAAAAAAUGGUGGAUCGAGACCGGGAUUGGGAUUUUCAUCUCAGAACCUUAUCCAACAGUGCUAGAGACUCGAAUGUCGCCAACGAUCCCGCUUCCGAUCCCAAUAUCCUUCAUUCAGUUAAAAAACUAUAUGAAUUGUGCAAAGCUGAGAAUUCUGAGGAUUUGGUGGCUCGGGUUUAUCCUCAGUUUAACAAGAUUUUUCAGCGUUCAGUGUUGUCCCUAUCUCAAUCUAGAACCUCAAAUGGUCUCCUCUUACUGGCGAUUCUUCAAUUUUUCAUUGAUUUUGGUGAAGUAGUCUUACAUGAUGCCGAUCCCAGUCUGAAGACAUUUUUCCGUUCAUGUUUGAGCCGUGAGUUUGCAGAUCCAAUUGUUGCAGAAGCAGUUUUAGAAUUUCUGAAUGCAAAUCAGAAUAAAUUUCUUACUUCUUUUCCUACACUUCUGCCACAGUUCUUUCCAUUACUGCUAAAGCUGAUUGCAUGGAAUGGAGAAAAAUUAGAGAAACCAUUUUUGAAAAUCUUUCCAGCAUUGAUUUCUCCUGGGUCUUUUCUUCCGCUGUUUCCAUCUCUCAUGGAUUUCCCUAUAUUGGUAGUUGCAUUGGAAAGGGUAGAACGUUGUUCUGGAUCACUAGUUGGAAAUAGCAUUGCUUCAAUCCAGAAGAGUAAAGCACCUGAGAUGCUACUUGCACUCAUGGAUGAGGCUUACACUGGUUCAACCAUUGGGGAUGGAGGAGGAGACUCUGAAUCUGAGGAUAGCAACACAUUAGAUGUUGCUGAUCCUCUCUUCCUCGAACUUUUAAAGGAUGAAAAUGAUGGUCUUUCGGAACGACAUUGGAAUUCUCCUGGGAUGACUGCAGUAAUUCAGGCUGCAUUAAAUACUGCUCAAUCUGAUAGGCUGAAACAAUUGCUGAACAUGACACCUCGGAUUCUUGAUGUCUACUUUUCCGUGGCACUGCAAGUGGUUAACGAUUCAUUAAUCUGUGCGUUGAUUCCUUUGCUUAUGUCAAGAAACUCAAUAUUGUUUCCCAACAAAGAUUUCUGCUAUAAGGUUCGUAAGAGGCUCCUAGAAUUUAUGCUUGCUGCAUUUCAGCGGUCGCCUGCCUUCAUUGCGCUUCUCAAGAAGCCUAUAAUGGACCGUCUUGGAGAAGCUUAUGAGAAUCCUGCCAAGACCGAACUGGCAUUGCAAUUGUGUUGGGCAAUUGGAGAACAUGGCGGGGGUGGCAGAUGUCACAAAGAUGCAGCACGUGAACUUUUUGAAAGCUUAGAGUUGCUUUUAUAUGAAAAUCUUUUAUCUAGUCGUUUAGGUUUGAGACAGGACUCGGGUGAUAAUUCCAGUGGUGAAAGUUUCAGAAGGUCAUCGCAGUCAAGGCUUUUAUGUUUUGUUAUUACUGCAAUUGCAAAACUUGCCACAUACCACCGCGAAUUACUACCGAGAGCGCGAGUCUCACUGGGAAAGGUAGCUCGAUCUCGAACCUCAGAUUCCAGGGUCUGGACUCGGGCUCACGAUUAUUUAGGACUAUUGAGUGACCCUGGAGUUUCUUUGUCCAUUUUGGGGCCUUCAAAACCUGCCAGUGAAGAUGCACACAACCCAGGCACUGUCGACUGGAGUCAAGGCAGAAAUAAGAUGGUUGCACACAUUCCAUUUUACAUUCUCCGCGAACAAGAAGGUCCUCCUUUCCAUGAUUUCUCAUUUUCAGAUAUUCUUCCAAGGAGAUGAUGAACCCUGAGGUAGCAUAGGGCAAUAAUUUCUCAUUUUCAAGUUUUUACUCCUCUCAAUAUCGUCAUCGGUCUGAAUGUUCGUGAUCAGCACUCCUCAAGCUACCGAACAAUUCAUCACCGAGUAGUUCACCUUGAGGUUUUGUGCCUUGUGGGAUGUUCAAAGUUGAGCUUUCACAUCAGAAAUUGCUCAGAGUUUUUCUCCCUUUUAAUUUAAAUUCCAUUCUCCCCACUGAUCAAGGAAAAGGGGUGAAACAUAUUUGUAAAUUAUUACACAAACAGCUUGAAAGUUGAAAGCCACCUAUUUCAUGCUAUAUUUGGCUGACACCUUCAGAAUAUAGCAGUACUUGUCCUAAGAUCUGAAAGAACAUGUUUUCAUACCAAUUACCAAAUAUGGCAAUGGCAAUUAUUACAGUUUCUUAUUCAAAA